This is a messenger RNA of Rhodotorula toruloides NP11, 1533 nucleotides long. RefSeq names its product aromatic-L-amino-acid decarboxylase. Gene Ontology annotation, biological process: amino acid metabolic process. Gene Ontology annotation, molecular function: carboxy-lyase activity; pyridoxal phosphate binding. NCBI's taxonomy places the organism in Eukaryota, Fungi, Basidiomycota, Microbotryomycetes, Sporidiobolales, Sporidiobolaceae. The record is from RefSeq and is a predicted model, not a curated record. Bases 1 to 1533 code for a protein of 510 amino acids. The transcript is spliced from 12 exons.
AUGGAUCGCGAACAAUUCCGCAAAGCAGGAUAUGCCGCGGUCGACCGCAUCUGCGACUACUUCGAGAACCUCGAGUCGUACGACGUCGUCCCGAAAGUCCAACCGGGCGACAUUGCCAAGCUGAUUGGCGACGAGGUCCCGGAAAAGGGCGAGCCGUGGGCCGACAUCGCCAAGGACUUUGACCGGAUCAUCCUGCCCGGAAUCACGCACUGGCAGCACCCGAACUUUUACGCCUACUUUCCAGCCAAUACGACCUUCGAGUGCAUCCUUGCCGACAUGUAUGUCGGCGCUGUCAGCAACCCAGGGUUCAACUGGCUCUGCUCGCCUGCCUGCACCGAGCUCGAGUCGAAGGUGACCGAUUGGGUCGCCAAGCUGCUCGGACUUGACCAGAGCUGGUGUAACGAGGGGAUGGUCGGAGCGGGUGUGAUCCAGGGCUCCGCCUCCGAGUCGGUCAUCACCGUCUGCAUCGCCGCGCGCGAACGCUUCCUCCGCCUUCACCCCUCGACGCCCUUCUCCGACAUGGUCAUCCUCGGCACGACCCAGACGCACUCGCUCGGCGCCAAAGCCGCGUUGAUCCUCGGCUUUGAGUUCGUCGCGAUCGAGACGAGGGCUGAGGAUGAGUGGGCGCUGAGGGGCGAGGCGUUGGAGAAGGCGCUGAGGGAGUUGGAGGAGAAGGGCAAGAAGCCGUUCAUCCUCAUCGCCACCCUCGGCUCGACCAGUACCGGCGCCAUCGACAACAUCGCCGAAAUCACCGCCGUCACCGCCGCCCACCCCUCCCUCUUCCUCCACAUCGACGCAGCCUGGGGCGGCGUCUUCCUCUCGCUCCCCGAGUGCCGCGACGAAGCUUUCCUCGAUGCGAUCAAUGCCCGCGCCGUGAAAGGCGCGGAAGAAGGGGCGAUUUGCGCCGGUGGAGAGGUCCAUUCGUUUUGUACCAACUUGCACAAGAGCGGACUCGUCACGUUCGACGCGAGCUGCCUCUGGAUCCGCGACCGCACGCUCCUCACCACCGCCCUGGACAUCACCCCUCCCUUCCUGCGCACCGCCCAAGCCUCAGCCGGCCUCGUAACCGACUACCGCAACAUGUCUCUCUCGCUCGGCCGGCGCUUUCGCUCACUCAAGAUUUGGUGGACGUUGAGGAGCUACGGCGUGCAGGGCUUCCAGAAGCAUUUGAGGAGGCUCGUGGAGUUGGCGCGGGUGUUUGAGAGAGAGUUGGUGAGGGAAGUGGAGGGCGUGGAACUGUUUACGAACCGCCGCUUCUCGCUCGUCGUCUUCCGCGUCCUCCCUCUCCCCCCCUCCUCCCCCUCUCUGGAGGAGUCGAACGCCCUAACCCGCGCCCUAACCACCCUAGCCUCGCACGACCAUUCGCUGAUGCUCACUCCAACGACCGUAGGUGGGACAGAGUGUGUCCGCGUGGCUGUCGGGAGCGGGUUCACGGAGGAGAGGCACGUGAGGGGGUUGGUUGGGCGGUUGCAGGCGCUCAUCGGUGAGGCGAGGGAGGAGGUUGGGAAGGAGCGAGUGAAUGGGACGGUUUAG